Ilex paraguariensis (yerba mate) is the source of this 964-nucleotide messenger RNA. The record is from the annotation of a GenBank genome assembly. Lineage: Eukaryota; Viridiplantae; Streptophyta; Magnoliopsida; Aquifoliales; Aquifoliaceae.
UCUCUCUCUCUCUCUCUCUUCAAGCGUUUCGACUGCUGCGAAGUGGAAGAUAGGAAACUUUUCGAAUGAAAAUCUCAUAUUGUAACGGCAAAACCCAGCAUGUCAAAUAUACCCACCUCUCUUUCUGAAAACUGUCUCACUCUCUUUCGCUUGGCCAUGUACGUCGCUGACCCUUGGCCUUUUUCUUAGAACAAAGCUCUUCAAAACUCUCUCUCUCUAAAAGCAAUUCUUCUGCAUAUUCUUCUUAAUUAACCUCAGCCAUGAAAAAGAUCCGAGGGUUCUUGCUAAAACAUCGGGUCACCACACUUUUCCCGUGCGUCUUCCGGCGAAACCGAUCACCGUCGGUGUACCGCCGGUUGGACUCACUUCAUAUACGCAAGAUCCGACCCAUUUCCAAACUCUUCAACUGGGCUCACCGGUUAAGAACCAAAGCCAAAGCCAUAUGCUCCAAGAGUUCCUCUCCGGGUUUGGGCCGUGGUUACGUGCAGAUCGGGCAAGACACCGUUGAAGACAAACACGUUCCCGUUCCCAAGGGUCACAUGGCGGUGUAUGUGGGACAGAAAGACGGUGACUUUGAGAGGAUUAUGGUCCCUGUGAUAUACUUCAAUCAUCCAUUGUUUGGGGAUUUGCUGAGGGAGGCUGAGGAGGAAUAUGGGUUCGAUCAUCCGGGUGGGAUUACCAUACCAUGUCGGAUCUCAGAGUUUGAGAGCGUCAAGACCAGGAUUAAGGCGGGUCAAAAUUCCCGAAAAAUACUGACGUGGAAUUAAUACCAUUUGCAUUUAGAUGGUUUUAUUGAUGAUGACGACGAAAAUGCACCAUUAGUUGUGCUGAUAGUGAUAUCUAGGUUUUUAAUUAGCCAAUUUUUAUAUAUUUUCUUUCUUUUUUUUUUGGGUGAUACCCUUCUAUUGAGAUUCACUAGAUUUUUUGAUUGCCUUAAUAAAUCAUAGUUGUAAAUAUUUAGAGA